Molecule: messenger RNA, 1742 nt
Organism: Phragmites australis (common reed)
Lineage: Eukaryota; Viridiplantae; Streptophyta; Magnoliopsida; Poales; Poaceae
Exons: 4
Coding region: 191-1222 (343 amino acids)
Molecular function (GO): catalytic activity
Source: RefSeq, a predicted model, not a curated record
UUAACACCUCCCAAGAUAGUUGUCCACGUGUCACCUUUAACCGCGAAUAAAGCCCACGGCCCGCCAAAAAUAGCAACCCUAUUUAAACCCAGCCCUCCCCGCCAUCAAUUCUCGCCCGCCAAGCCCAGCCCAGCCCAGCCCACGCCGCAGCGAUCGCUGGAGGCCCCUCGCGCCGGCGAUCGCCAAUCCAAUGGCUUCCUCCCCCGCCGCGGCGUCGACGCUUGGCGCGCUUCCUCCCUCCCGGCAACGGCGGCGGCGUUGGCCGUGCGUCCUCAGCUUCUCGGCGGCGCGCGACCGCUUCCUCCGGCGCCGGUUCCUCUCCGCCGGCCUCCGCCCCUUCUCCGUUCGCCUCCCCUCUCCGGCCGGCACCAGCACCACCGUCCACGUCUGGGCCCCUCCCCACCCCGCGCGCCGCCCCGUCCUCCUCCUCCACGGCUUCGGCGCCUCCGCCACCUGGCAGUGGGGCCCAUACCUCCGCCACCUCCUCGCCGCCGGCCUCGACCCCAUCGUUCCGGACCUCCUCUUCUUCGGCGCCUCCUCCUCGACGCUCCCCGACCGCUCGGAUACCUUCCAGGCCAGGACCAUCAAGGCCGCCAUGGACGGGAUGGGCAUGCGGCGGUUCGCGGUGGUCGGCGUUAGCUACGGCGGCUUCGUGGGGUACCGGAUGGCGGCCAUGUACCCGGAGGCCGUGGAGCAGAUGGUGAUGGUGUCCGCGGGCGUGUGCCUGGAGGAGGGAGAUCUCGCCGCGGGCCUGUUCCCCGUCGUCGGCAUCGGGGAGGCGGCCGAGCUGCUCGUCCCGCAGCAGCCGGCUGACGUGCGCCGGCUCGUGAAGCUCACCUUCGUCCGCCCGCCACCCGUCAUGCCCUCCUGCUUCCUCAAAGACUAUAUCAACGUGAUGGGCUCAGAUCAUGUUCAGGAGAAGACCGAACUUUUGCAUGCUCUGAUCAACGAUAGGAAAUUAUCAGAUCUUCCAAAGAUAAGCCAGCCAACGUUGAUCAUUUGGGGGGAGCGGGAUCAAGUUUUUCCGAUGGAGCUGGCGCAUAGGUUGGAGAGGCAUCUUGGGGAUAAGUCUAGAUUAGUAGUUGUAAAGAACGCUGGGCAUGCGGCCAAUCUAGAGAAGUCCAAAGAGGUGUGCAAGAACAUCAUUGAAUAUUUCCGGGAACCGGUUUCAAACGCUUCAACCGGCGGAAAGGUUUGCACUGGCUGUUCAGGUUCCAAUUGAAACUACUACAUUUCAUAAGACCAUAAAAAAACAGGUUGUUCUCCUCGCCGUUCAGCGUGAUAGUUAUCCUUUUUCGUUCGUUAAGUUCAGAAGUUCCAUUUCAGUAGUUCAAUUGUAUUACUGCUCAUAUGAUCUCAAGAGUCAACAGACUGGAAUUUGAAAUGCGUAUUGACAAAUAGUUGGGUUUGUAAAAUCAUUAUCAAUCCUUUUCCAAUUAAAUCAGGAGGUGCAGCUGCAUUGAUGGCGGGAAGUUCUGAACUUGGACAUCUUGUGCUGGGCGUGCAAAAUUUUACGAUUUCUUUGCCUCUUCAACGACUGUUGUAAUUGUAACAUACUCUUUGUAAUUAUAUCGGCUGGAAAGGUCUCUUGUAAAUUGUCUGAGGUGACUGACGGACUUGGCUCUUGUUCAGAAUUCCUUUCUUUACCGGUAAAAUGCGGUUGGGGUUCUGUUUACCGUACAUGCUAAUGCCAAAAACCGACGCCUUCAAUUCUAUCGGUCGCAUCAUGUCGCGUAAUGUCU